Canariomyces notabilis is the source of this 672-nucleotide messenger RNA. RefSeq lists its product as uncharacterized. The record is from RefSeq and is a predicted model, not a curated record. The coding region runs from base 90 to 464 and encodes 124 amino acids. Gene Ontology annotation, biological process: maturation of LSU-rRNA from tricistronic rRNA transcript (SSU-rRNA, 5.8S rRNA, LSU-rRNA); translation. Gene Ontology annotation, cellular component: ribosome; cytosolic large ribosomal subunit. NCBI's taxonomy places the organism in Eukaryota, Fungi, Ascomycota, Sordariomycetes, Sordariales, Chaetomiaceae. Gene Ontology annotation, molecular function: structural constituent of ribosome; mRNA binding. The transcript has 3 exons.
GGCUGUUCCCAUCCAACGACCCGAAGACUCGUCGCUGUCAAAGGAACCGUUUCCCAUCGCCCAUUUGACUCGACACCCGAUCUUUUACAAUGUCUUCCGGAAAGGUCAAGGCAGGCCAAUUAUGGUCUAAGAGCAAGGACGAGCUCACCAAGCAGCUUGGCGAGCUCAAGACUGAGCUGGGCCAGCUGAGGAUUCAGAAGAUCGUCUCCUCGGGCACCAAGCUCACCAAGAUCCACGAUCUCCGCAAGUCGAUCGCCCGUGUCCUGACCGUCAUCAACGCGAAGCAAAGGGCUCAGCUCCGCCUGUUCUACAAGAACAAGAAAUACCUUCCUCUCGAUCUCCGAGCCAAGCAGACUCGUGCCAUCCGCCGCCGCCUGUCCAAGGAGGACGCGUCAAGAGUGCUGGAGAAAACCAAGAAGCGCCAAACGCACUUCCCGCAGCGGAAAUUUGCCGUCAAGGUAUGAAGCGCCUGAAGGAUGGGAACAAGCGAUGGGGUGGGCCAUCUGCCGUGCUUGACGGAAUGGGCAAUGCUGACUGGGCGUUCAGGCUGCAUAGAGGAGUUCUCCGGGUAAUGGGAUGGGUGUAACUAGGGCACUGGCGGCGCGGUUAUAAAAAGGUUUCGCACUCAACACAACACACUGCAUCAUCCCAUGGGAUUCUGCUUCCAAGUCU